This is a messenger RNA of Planococcus citri (citrus mealybug), 2769 nucleotides long. RefSeq names its product eya transcriptional coactivator and phosphatase 2 (gene eya). NCBI's taxonomy places the organism in Eukaryota, Metazoa, Arthropoda, Insecta, Hemiptera, Pseudococcidae. Gene Ontology annotation, molecular function: protein tyrosine phosphatase activity. The coding region runs from base 534 to 2639 and encodes 701 amino acids. Gene Ontology annotation, biological process: positive regulation of DNA repair; multicellular organism development; cell differentiation. The transcript is spliced from 17 exons. The record is from RefSeq and is a predicted model, not a curated record. Gene Ontology annotation, cellular component: nucleus.
UUUCGGCCUAUCAUUUUAUUCAGCGGUUGUUUGAUUGCAGGUAAUGUAAGGUUCGUUGUAAAUUUAGAUGCACAAUUACCUGCAAUUUUUAUCAAAUGUUCAUUAGAUAUCGCGAAUUAAUAGAAAAUUAGAUGGUAAUUUGAUCAUUUUUUGUCGAGUCGUUUCAAUUUUGAGAUUGUUUUUUUUCGUGUGGAAAGAUUUUUUGAGUUCAAAUUUGAAUUAUCGUAAUAUCGUUUUGUUGUGCUGCUUCGUUUAAUUUUCUAUGUAUCUUGUCGGUGGUGGUUCCUCUUCGUCAAUUUGAUUUGAUAUCAUCUACGUACGUGGAUAAUCCUAUAGCUUCAAACUUGGAAAUCCAAGGUGGGAAAGUGGCGGAUGACAGUUUGGUAGAACGGCCUAGCGGGGCCUGUCAAAAUACCAAUAAUAACGAUACAAUUGUUACGGAUAUUUCGAACACCGCUGAUUCAUUGGCCGCCACUCGUAAAAUUCAAUCGCCCGAUGAUCUGACGACAAAUCAAAUCAAUGCCUCUACAACUAUGUUGUACAACCAAAUACUACCUUAUUAUCAUCCUUCCAACUAUUCUUCGUUAUCCUGUUACCCGACUAAAAAACUGAAAGGAAUUUCACAAACGACAAUUAAACCACGAUCAGAGACUGCUGUGUCAACGACUAGCGAUAGUAAAUUAGACGAUAUUCAAAAUACUAUUACAAGAAUAACGGCAUCAACAAUUGCACCUGACACAGUCGAUGGUACCGAUAAUCAAACAAAUUCCAAUCAAGAAUCAGCGUCUGAAGUGUCACCAGUUGAUAUACCUACUGAUGUAUCAAAUACAGUAGAGAACACUGCCAGAAAUAAUUCUGAUGUCAAAAAUGAAGAUGAACUACGUUCUGAAAAUAUUAAAGCCUCUUCAGAAUCGCCUCAUUAUUUGAAUAAUAAUGACAGCAAUACAGAAAUCGUAGGAGACUCCUGGGCUUCAAGUAUUACCCACGAAUCCUCCAAACGGGAAAGUUUGAGUAAUCCAUUGUAUAAUUCAGCUGCUAGUACGACCGCCAGCUCUGAAAGCUAUCGCGAUCAGUAUCAAUAUUAUUCUCAGCAAUAUUAUGCCAGCAUGCAGCAUGCAUACAUUAAUAGUGAAAAUUCAGCAAGUUCUAAUUACGUGAAUCCAUGUAAUUUUUAUAAUACACAAAUGUAUCCAUCAAGUUCUCUAUAUCCUUCUGCAGAUGGUUCCAGAGAACACAAUGGAAAAAUGUUACCAAUUAAUAGUAAUUCAGCAAAUGAUAGUAAUGGUUCUGGUGAAUUAGUUCCAGUGAAUGGAAGCUCCAAUUCCAGUAUUAAUAGUAGUUAUUAUUCAGUUUAUGGCACGAGCACUACCCAUUUACCAGUGAAUAAUGCGAAUUCAAGCGCAGUUGGUGUGUCGUCUUGCUAUUCGUCAUAUAGUUCAAAUUAUGGUACGCAACAACUAUACCCUGCCCAGGAAUAUGGGAAUUAUCCUAGUGCUUAUACUGGUCAAGCAGCUGCUGUCGCUAGUUAUUACGCAGCCGCAGCUGUUGCUGCAUCUCAAAAUUAUUCGCCAUACCUCAGUUCUAAUCCACCUCCUUACCAAGCUGCCAUCACUCCAUUAUCAGAUAGUUCAAUUGCGUCAGAUCCCGUAUCUCCUGGAAAAACAGAACAAUCUAAUAGAAAAUCUAGUUCCGAAGGACGAAGCCGUGGCAAAGGAAGGAAGUCAUCGACAUCUUCUGCCUCAGUUACCAGUGACCCUAGUUCACCGUCUGCAUCUCUGCCUAGUGCUUUCGGGUCAUCGAAUGAAAUUAACUUGGAAAGAAUAUUUAUUUGGGAUUUAGAUGAAACGAUAAUUAUUUUUCACUCGUUACUAACUGGCGUAUUUGCUGAUCGUUAUGGCAGAGAUACACAGUCCACAAUUCAUCUGGGGUUUCGAAUGGAAGAGUUGAUAUUUAAUCUUGCUGAUAACCACUUGUUUUUCAAUGAUAUUGAGGAUUGUGAUCAAGUACACAUUGAUGACUUAUCCUCUGAUGAUAAUGGUCAAGAUUUAACAAAUUACGACUUCCGAACUGAUGGGUUUCAAGCUCUUAACGCGGCUGCUUCAGGAGGAAAUUUUUCUUUACCUGCAGGUGUCCGUGGUGGCGUCGACUGGAUGCGAAAAUUAUCUUUUCGUUAUCGAAAAAUUAGAGAAACUUAUAAUAAUUAUAGAAAUAAUGUUGGAGGUUUAUUGGGAUCAGAUAAAAGCAAAGAAUGGUUAGAAGUCAGAAAAGAAAUGGAAGUAAUGACUGAAAGUUGGCUUGCUCUUGCGGUAAAAUGCCUGACCUUAAUCAAUUCCAAAUCUGGUUACAUCAACAUUCUUGUCACUACUACACAAUUGAUACCUGCUUUGGCCAAGGUUUUGCUUUUUGGUUUAGGCGGCAUAUUUGACAUUGAAAAUAUAUAUUCUGCGACCAAAAUCGGAAAAGAAAGUUGCUUUGAAAGGAUUGUAUCCAGAUUUGGUCGGAAGUGCACUUACGUAGUCAUUGGAGACGGACAAGAUGAAGAAACAGCUGCUAAACAGAUGACUUUUCCUUUUUGGAGAAUUUCAAGCCACAAUGAUCUAGCUGCAUUGUAUAACGCGCUUGAUAUGGGAUUCCUAUAAGCCAUUCCUUUUUUAAUACCAUUUUUAAUUAUGUACACAAACUUGUAAUUAUUGCAUUUAAUUGUUUUUACUUAUAAUUUAUUUUUGAAAUGCGAUUUAUUUAUUUUUUUGAAUAAAUGAAUAACGUGUA